AUGGACACUGCCUGCAGCUGCGCGGGAGUCGCCCUAUACGAGGGGGUCAAAGCGCCCCUCCAGACGGCGGCCCACGAGGCGAGGAAACUCCUCAUUGUUGGCGAUGGGGAUGGCGAUGGGGAUGGCGAUGGGGAUGGGGAUGGCGAUGGGGAUGGGGAUGGGGAUGGCGAUGGGGAUGGGGAUGGCGAUGGGGAUGGGGAUGGGGAUGGCGAUGGCGAUGGGGAUGGCGAUGGGGAUGGCGAUGGGGAUGGGGAUGGCGAUGGGGAUGGCGAUGGGGAUGGCGAUGGGGAUGGGGAUGGCGAUGGCGAUGGGGAUGGCGAUGGGGAUGGCGAUGGCGAUGGGGAUGGCGAUGGGGAUGGCGAUGGGGAUGGGGAUGGCGAUGGGGAUGGCGAUGGGGAUGGCGAUGGGGAUGGGGAUGGCGAUGGCGAUGGGGAUGGCGAUGGGGAUGGCGAUGGGGAUGGGGAUGGCGAUGGCGAUGGCGAUGGGGAUGGCGAUGGGGAUGGCGAUGGGGAUGGGGAUGGCGAUGGCGAUGGCGAUGGGGAUGGCGAUGGGGAUGGCGAUGGGGAUGGGGAUGGCGAUGGCGAUGGCGAUGGGGAUGGCGAUGGGGAUGGCGAUGGGGAUGGGGAUGGCGAUGGCGAUGGCGAUGGGGAUGGCGAUGGGGAUGGCGAUGGGGAUGGGGAUGGCGAUGGCGAUGGCGAUGGGGAUGGCGAUGGGGAUGGCGAUGGGGAUGGGGAUGGCGAUGGCGAUGGCGAUGGGGAUGGCGAUGGGGAUGGCGAUGGGGAUGGGGAUGGCGAUGGCGAUGGCGAUGGGGAUGGCGAUGGGGAUGGCGAUGGGGAUGGGGAUGGCGAUGGCGAUGGCGAUGGGGAUGGCGAUGGGGAUGGCGAUGGGGAUGGGGAUGGCGAUGGCGAUGGCGAUGGGGAUGGCGAUGGGGAUGGCGAUGGGGAUGGGGAUGGCGAUGGCGAUGGCGAUGGGGAUGGGGAUGGGGAUGGCGAUGGGGAUGGCGAUGGGGAUGGCGAUGGGGAUGGGGAUGGCGAUGGCGAUGGCGAUGGGGAUGGCGAUGGGGAUGGCGAUGGGGAUGGGGAUGGCGAUGGCGAUGGCGAUGGGGAUGGCGAUGGGGAUGGCGAUGGGGAUGGGGAUGGCGAUGGCGAUGGCGAUGGGGAUGGCGAUGGGGAUGGCGAUGGGGAUGGGGAUGGCGAUGGCGAUGGCGAUGGGGAUGGGGAUGGGGAUGGCGAUGGGGAUGGCGAUGGGGAUGGCGAUGGGGAUGGGGAUGGCGAUGGCGAUGGCGAUGGGGAUGGCGAUGGGGAUGGCGAUGGGGAUGGGGAUGGCGAUGGCGAUGGCGAUGGGGAUGGCGAUGGGGAUGGCGAUGGGGAUGGGGAUGGCGAUGGCGAUGGCGAUGGGGAUGGCGAUGGGGAUGGCGAUGGGGAUGGGGAUGGCGAUGGCGAUGGCGAUGGGGAUGGCGAUGGGGAUGGCGAUGGGGAUGGGGAUGGCGAUGGCGAUGGCGAUGGGGAUGGGGAUGGGGAUGGCGAUGGGGAUGGCGAUGGCGAUGGGGAUGGGGAUGGGGAUGGCGAUGGGGAUGGGGAUGGCGAUGGCGAUGGCGAUGGCGAUGGCGAUGGGGAUGGCGAUGGCGAUGGCGAUGGGGAUGGGGAUGGGGAUGGCGAUGGGGAUGGGGAUGGCGAUGGCGAUGGCGAUGGGGAUGGCGAUGGCGAUGGCGAUGGGGAUGGCGAUGGCGAUGGGGAUGGCGAUGGCGAUGGCGAUGGCGAUGGCGAUGGCGAUGGCGAUGGCGAUGGCGAUGGCGAUGGGGAUGGCGAUGGCGAUGGCGAUGGCGAUGGGGAUGGCGAUGGCGAUGGGGAUGGCGAUGGCGAUGGCGAUGGCGAUGGCGAUGGCGAUGGGGAUGGCGAUGGCGAUGGCGAUGGCGAUGGCGAUGGGGAUGGCGAUGGCGAUGGCGAUGGGGAUGGGGAUGGCGAUGGCGAUGGGGAUGGCGAUGGCGAUGGCGAUGGGGAUGGCGAUGGCGAUGGCGAUGGCGAUGGCGAUGGCGAUGGCGAUGGCGAUGGCGAUGGGAUGGGAUGGGGAUGGGGAUGGGGAUGGCGAUGGCGAUGGGAUGGCGAUGGGGAUGGCGAUGGCGAUGGGGAUGGCGAUGGGGAUGGCGAUGGCGAUGGGGAUGGCGAUGGCGAUGGGGAUGGCGAUGGGGAUGGCGAUGGCGAUGGGGAUGGCGAUGGCGAUGGCGAUGGCGAUGGGGAUGGCGAUGGCGAUGGGGAUGGCGAUGGCGAUGGCGAUGGCGAUGGCGAUGGCGAUGGCGAUGGCGAUGGCGAUGGGGAUGGGGAUGGGGAUGGGGAUGGGGAUGGCGAUGGCGAUGGGGAUGGGGAUGGCGAUGGCGAUGGCGAUGGCGAUGGCGAUGGCGAUGGGGAUGGCGAUGGCGAUGGGGAUGGGGAUGGCGAUGGCGAUGGGGAUGGCGAUGGCGAUGGCGAUGGCGAUGGGGAUGGCGAUGGCGAUGGCGAUGGGGAUGGCGAUGGCGAUGGCGAUGGGGAUGGCGAUGGCGAUGGGGAUGGCGAUGGCGAUGGCGAUGGCGAUGGCGAUGGGGAUGGGGAUGGGGAUGGCGAUGGCGAUGGGGAUGGGGAUGGGGAUGGCGAUGGGGAUGGGGAUGGCGAUGGCGAUGGCGAUGGCGAUGGCGAUGGGGAUGGGGAUGGGGAUGGCGAUGGCGAUGGGGAUGGGGAUGGGGAUGGCGAUGGGGAUGGGGAUGGCGAUGGCGAUGGCGAUGGGGAUGGCGAUGGCGAUGGCGAUGGGGAUGGCGAUGGGGAUGGCGAUGGGGAUGGCGAUGGGGAUGGCGAUGGGGAUGGCGAUGGGGAUGGCGAUGGGGAUGGCGAUGGGGAUGGCGAUGGGGAUGGCGAUGGGGAUGGCGAUGGGGAUGGCGAUGGGGAUGGCGAUGGCGAUGGCGAUGGCGAUGGCGAUGGCGAUGGCGAUGGCGAUGGCGAUGGCGAUGGCGAUGGGGAUGGGGAUGGCGAUGGCGAUGGGGAUGGCGAUGGCGAUGGCGAUGGCGAUGGGGAUGGCGAUGGCGAUGGCGAUGGCGAUGGCGAUGGCGAUGGCGAUGGCGAUGGGGAUGGCGAUGGCGAUGGGGAUGGGGAUGGCGAUGGCGAUGGGGAUGGCGAUGGCGAUGGCGAUGGCGAUGGGGAUGGCGAUGGCGAUGGCGAUGGGGAUGGCGAUGGCGAUGGCGAUGGGGAUGGCGAUGGCGAUGGGGAUGGCGAUGGCGAUGGCGAUGGCGAUGGCGAUGGGGAUGGGGAUGGGGAUGGCGAUGGCGAUGGGGAUGGGGAUGGGGAUGGCGAUGGGGAUGGGGAUGGCGAUGGCGAUGGCGAUGGCGAUGGCGAUGGGGAUGGGGAUGGCGAUGGCGAUGGGGAUGGGGAUGGGGAUGGCGAUGGGGAUGGGGAUGGCGAUGGCGAUGGCGAUGGGGAUGGCGAUGGCGAUGGCGAUGGGGAUGGCGAUGGCGAUGGGGAUGGGGAUGGCGAUGGCGAUGGGGAUGGGGAUGGGGAUGGCGAUGGGGAUGGGGAUGGCGAUGGCGAUGGCGAUGGCGAUGGCGAUGGGGAUGGGGAUGGCGAUGGCGAUGGGGAUGGGGAUGGGGAUGGCGAUGGGGAUGGGGAUGGCGAUGGCGAUGGCGAUGGGGAUGGCGAUGGCGAUGGCGAUGGGGAUGGCGAUGGCGAUGGGGAUGGCGAUGGCGAUGGCGAUGGCGAUGGCGAUGGCGAUGGCGAUGGGGAUGGCGAUGGCGAUGGCGAUGGCGAUGGCGAUGGCGAUGGCGAUGGGGAUGGCGAUGGCGAUGGCGAUGGCGAUGGGGAUGGCGAUGGCGAUGGCGAUGGCGAUGGCGAUGGCGAUGGGGAUGGCGAUGGCGAUGGCGAUGGCGAUGGCGAUGGGGAUGGGGAUGGGGAUGGGGAUGGGGAUGGCGAUGGCGAUGGGGAUGGGGAUGGCGAUGGCGAUGGCGAUGGCGAUGGCGAUGGCGAUGGCGAUGGGGAUGGCGAUGGCGAUGGCGAUGGCGAUGGCGAUGGCGAUGGCGAUGGCGAUGGCGAUGGGGAUGGCGAUGGCGAUGGCGAUGGCGAUGGCGAUGGGGAUGGCGAUGGCGAUGGCGAUGGCGAUGGCGAUGGCGAUGGGGAUGGGGAUGGGGAUGGCGAUGGCGAUGGGGAUGGCGAUGGGGAUGGGGAUGGCGAUGGCGAUGGCGAUGGGGAUGGGGAUGGGGAUGGCGAUGGGGAUGGGGAUGGCGAUGGCGAUGGCGAUGGGGAUGGGGAUGGGGAUGGCGAUGGGGAUGGCGAUGGCGAUGGGGAUGGGGAUGGGGAUGGCGAUGGGGAUGGGGAUGGCGAUGGCGAUGGCGAUGGCGAUGGCGAUGGGGAUGGCGAUGGCGAUGGCGAUGGGGAUGGGGAUGGGGAUGGCGAUGGGGAUGGGGAUGGCGAUGGCGAUGGCGAUGGGGAUGGCGAUGGCGAUGGCGAUGGGGAUGGCGAUGGCGAUGGGGAUGGCGAUGGCGAUGGCGAUGGCGAUGGCGAUGGCGAUGGCGAUGGCGAUGGCGAUGGCGAUGGGGAUGGCGAUGGCGAUGGCGAUGGGGAUGGCGAUGGCGAUGGGAUGGCGAUGGCGAUGGCGAUGGCGAUGGCGAUGGCGAUGGCGAUGGGGAUGGCGAUGGCGAUGGCGAUGGCGAUGGGGAUGGCGAUGGCGAUGGCGAUGGGGAUGGGGAUGGCGAUGGCGAUGGGGAUGGCGAUGGCGAUGGCGAUGGGGAUGGCGAUGGCGAUGGCGAUGGCGAUGGCGAUGGCGAUGGCGAUGGCGAUGGCGAUGGCGAUGGGGAUGGGGAUGGGGAUGGGGAUGGCGAUGGCGAUGGGGAUGGCGAUGGGGAUGGCGAUGGCGAUGGGGAUGGCGAUGGGGAUGGCGAUGGCGAUGGGGAUGGCGAUGGCGAUGGGGAUGGCGAUGGGGAUGGCGAUGGCGAUGGGGAUGGCGAUGGCGAUGGCGAUGGCGAUGGGGAUGGCGAUGGCGAUGGGGAUGGCGAUGGCGAUGGCGAUGGCGAUGGCGAUGGCGAUGGGGAUGGGGAUGGGGAUGGGGAUGGGGAUGGCGAUGGCGAUGGGGAUGGGGAUGGGGAUGGCGAUGGCGAUGGCGAUGGCGAUGGCGAUGGCGAUGGCGAUGGGGAUGGCGAUGGCGAUGGGGAUGGGGAUGGCGAUGGCGAUGGGGAUGGCGAUGGCGAUGGCGAUGGCGAUGGGGAUGGCGAUGGCGAUGGCGAUGGCGAUGGGGAUGGCGAUGGCGAUGGCGAUGGGGAUGGCGAUGGCGAUGGGGAUGGCGAUGGCGAUGGCGAUGGCGAUGGCGAUGGCGAUGGCGAUGGCGAUGGCGAUGGGGAUGGCGAUGGCGAUGGCGAUGGCGAUGGGGAUGGCGAUGGCGAUGGCGAUGGGGAUGGGGAUGGCGAUGGCGAUGGGGAUGGCGAUGGCGAUGGCGAUGGGGAUGGCGAUGGCGAUGGGGAUGGCGAUGGCGAUGGCGAUGGCGAUGGGGAUGGGGAUGGGGAUGGCGAUGGCGAUGGGGAUGGCGAUGGGGAUGGCGAUGGCGAUGGGGAUGGCGAUGGGGAUGGCGAUGGCGAUGGGGAUGGCGAUGGCGAUGGGGAUGGCGAUGGGGAUGGCGAUGGCGAUGGGGAUGGCGAUGGCGAUGGCGAUGGGGAUGGCGAUGGCGAUGGGGAUGGCGAUGGCGAUGGCGAUGGCGAUGGCGAUGGCGAUGGCGAUGGCGAUGGCGAUGGCGAUGGCGAUGGGGAUGGGGAUGGGGAUGGGGAUGGGGAUGGCGAUGGCGAUGGGGAUGGCGAUGGGGAUGGCGAUGGCGAUGGGGAUGGCGAUGGGGAUGGCGAUGGCGAUGGGGAUGGCGAUGGCGAUGGCGAUGGCGAUGGGGAUGGCGAUGGCGAUGGGCAUGGCGAUGGCGAUGGCGAUGGCGAUGGCGAUGGCGAUGGCGAUGGCGAUGGCGAUGGGGAUGGGGAUGGGGAUGGGGAUGGGGAUGGCGAUGGCGAUGGGGAUGGGGAUGGCGAUGGGGAUGGCGAUGGCGAUGGCGAUGGCGAUGGCGAUGGCGAUGGGGAUGGGGAUGGCGAUGGCGAUGGGGAUGGGGAUGGCGAUGGCGAUGGGGAUGGGGAUGGCGAUGGCGAUGGCGAUGGGGAUGGCGAUGGCGAUGGCGAUGGGGAUGGCGAUGGCGAUGGCGAUGGGGAUGGGGAUGGCGAUGGCGAUGGCGAUGGCGAUGGGGAUGGCGAUGGCGAUGGGGAUGGGGAUGGCGAUGGCGAUGGCGAUGGGGAUGGCGAUGGCGAUGGCGAUGGGGAUGGCGAUGGCGAUGGGGAUGGCGAUGGCGAUGGCGAUGGCGAUGGCGAUGGCGAUGGCGAUGGCGAUGGGGAUGGCGAUGGCGAUGGCGAUGGCGAUGGGGAUGGCGAUGGCGAUGGCGAUGGCGAUGGGGAUGGCGAUGGCGAUGGCGAUGGGGAUGGCGAUGGCGAUGGGGAUGGCGAUGGCGAUGGCGAUGGCGAUGGCGAUGGCGAUGGCGAUGGCGAUGGGGAUGGCGAUGGCGAUGGCGAUGGCGAUGGGGAUGGCGAUGGCGAUGGCGAUGGGGAUGGGGAUGGCGAUGGCGAUGGGGAUGGCGAUGGCGAUGGCGAUGGGGAUGGCGAUGGCGAUGGGGAUGGCGAUGGCGAUGGCGAUGGCGAUGGCGAUGGCGAUGGCGAUGGCGAUGGCGAUGGGGAUGGGGAUGGGGAUGGGGAUGGGGAUGGGGAUGGCGAUGGCGAUGGGGAUGGCGAUGGCGAUGGCGAUGGGGAUGGCGAUGGGGAUGGCGAUGGCGAUGGGGAUGGCGAUGGCGAUGGGGAUGGCGAUGGGGAUGGCGAUGGCGAUGGGGAUGGCGAUGGCGAUGGCGAUGGCGAUGGCGAUGGGGAUGGCGAUGGCGAUGGGGAUGGCGAUGGCGAUGGCGAUGGCGAUGGCGAUGGCGAUGGCGAUGGCGAUGGGGAUGGGGAUGGGGAUGGGGAUGGGGAUGGGGAUGGCGAUGGCGAUGGGGAUGGGGAUGGCGAUGGGGAUGGCGAUGGCGAUGGCGAUGGCGAUGGCGAUGGCGAUGGCGAUGGCGAUGGCGAUGGGGAUGGCGAUGGCGAUGGGGAUGGGGAUGGCGAUGGCGAUGGGGAUGGGGAUGGCGAUGGCGAUGGCGAUGGGGAUGGCGAUGGCGAUGGCGAUGGGGAUGGCGAUGGCGAUGGCGAUGGGGAUGGGGAUGGCGAUGGCGAUGGCGAUGGGGAUGGCGAUGGCGAUGGGGAUGGGGAUGGCGAUGGCGAUGGCGAUGGCGAUGGGGAUGGGGAUGGCGAUGGCGAUGGGGAUGGGGAUGGCGAUGGCGAUGGCGAUGGCGAUGGGGAUGGGGAUGGCGAUGGCGAUGGCGAUGGGGAUGGGGAUGGGGAUGGGGAUGGGGAUGGCGAUGGCGAUGGGGAUGGGGAUGGCGAUGGCGAUGGGGAUGGGGAUGGCGAUGGCGAUGGGGAUGGGGAUGGCGAUGGCGAUGGCGAUGGCGAUGGGGAUGGGGAUGGCGAUGGCGAUGGGGAUGGGGAUGGCGAUGGCGAUGGCGAUGGCGAUGGCGAUGGGGAUGGGGAUGGCGAUGGGGAUGGGGAUGGCGAUGGCGAUGGCGAUGGGGAUGGGGAUGGCGAUGGCGAUGGGGAUGGGGAUGGCGAUGGCGAUGGGGAUGGGGAUGGCGAUGGCGAUGGCGAUGGCGAUGGCGAUGGGGAUGGGGAUGGCCUGCAAGAAUAGUGGCGAUGGGAAGUUUGAGACAAGAAAUCGAGGAGAGUUAGAGGGGCGAGGGAGGAGAGCGAUAAGAGGGAGGAGAGCGACGAGAGAAUGA
Messenger RNA from Closterium sp. Naga37s-1, 7827 nucleotides. The record is from the annotation of a GenBank genome assembly. Lineage: Eukaryota; Viridiplantae; Streptophyta; Zygnematophyceae; Desmidiales; Closteriaceae.